Messenger RNA from Aedes aegypti (yellow fever mosquito), 2265 nucleotides. It is a transcript of the gene Nnp-1, whose product is annotated as ribosomal RNA processing protein 1 homolog. The transcript is spliced from 3 exons. NCBI's taxonomy places the organism in Eukaryota, Metazoa, Arthropoda, Insecta, Diptera, Culicidae. Gene Ontology annotation, biological process: rRNA processing. The coding region runs from base 42 to 2135 and encodes 697 amino acids. The record is from RefSeq and is a predicted model, not a curated record. Gene Ontology annotation, cellular component: preribosome, large subunit precursor; preribosome, small subunit precursor; nucleus.
GUUUGAUCGAUCAUUCGCAUGUGUGUUUUCGUUUGGUGAAGAUGGUGGUCAAAGCGACAGAAGUGAAUCCACGUGCCGCCGGCAAAUCCGAUUAUUCCGAAAUGCAGCAGACUACGGUAACUGGCAGUAAAUAUGCCCGGAUACAGAUGGAAACGCUUUCCAAGGCGGAAGAAAAGUCCAUCCUUGUGGCUAAAGAGCUGAAGUUCGUGAAAUCGCUAGCCGGUAACGAUGCGAAAUUGCGCCGCAAAGUGAUGAAAAAUCUUAAAAUUUGGUUGGCAACGCGAAGCCGGAGCACCUUCGCGUUCACCGAUACGGAUUUUCUCCGGCUGUGGAAAGGACUGUUCUAUUGUAUGUGGAUGUCCGAUAAGCCACUUGUCCAGGAAAGUCUCGCAGAUGAAAUUGCCUCGCUGGUGAAGUGCUUCGAGGACAUUUCGGUGGCAUUACAAUAUUUUGGGACGUUUCUAGAAACUAUGUGCAUCGAGUGGUUCGGAAUCGAUCACUGGAGGAUGGACAAAUUCAUGAUGCUCGUUCGUCGCUGUACUCGACAGAUGCUAAUAGUGCUGCACGAAGCUGAAUGGCCAAAAGAUCACGUCAGCGAAUUGAUGAAGCACAUUGAGAGAACUAUUCUCAACCCAGACAAAUCUCCCUUUGGUCUGACGAAACAUUUCGACGAUCUGCUGCUGGAGGAGAUUGCCAAAGUUAGUGAGGGCGAAAUCGAACCGGAAAUUGUACAUAUUAUUGUGAACACUUAUGCCAUUCGUUUGAUCAGUACCAACGAUAUGCGGUUAAUGAAGCACAUCACUUCGAGCAUAUUCCACCCGUUGCUGUAUCAAUCGGAGUUGGGUCAAGAUUAUCAGGAAAAGUUUGAGCUCUGGAAGAAAACUAACUUUGUUACGGGAAAUAUCGAUGACGUUGAUUUUGAUAUUCAGUACGAGCAAGAUGACGAUGCAGAAGGGGAGCAGGACGAUCAGGAUGAGGAGGAGGAGGAUGAAAGUGGUGCUCACACCGGAGAGAAAGUGUAUGAUCCACGUGCUGGACAAGUAGACGUCGAAAUCCACGAGAUUCGGUUCGAUCCGUUGAAAAUUGUCGAAAUGUUUGAGAGCAAUCGCUUUAAACCGUUCGUCACAUCGAAGGGCAAAAAGCAGAUGAAGAUGUUGAUGAGACAGUACAAAAAGUUUUCCGAAGGUAUUUUUCCACUUGGUAUCCAGUCGAUGGAAAGCAUUGCCAAGAAGGACUAUGCCGUUGACAUUGAUGAGCAAGUUGCUGAACUGGAACACUACCAGGAAGAAGUGGUAGGCGAGAAGAUUCCCAAGAAAAAGAAACGAAAGGAAUUGGCAAAGUUGAAGCAGCAACAGACGACAGAGAAGAAUCCCAAAAUCGAUGAAUUAAAUGUUUGGACCGAAACUGACGAGAAUCCAGAAAAUUCCGACCCGAAACCUGCUACAAAAUCCGAUUCCAAAAAGAAAACCCGGAAAAAGGUAUCCAAAGCACAAAUAAAGGAAGAAAAGCUGAGAAAAUUGAAAGUCAAAAGAGAAUCAAAACUAGCUGCCAUAAAACAACAAAAGCAAGAAUCAAAAGUCGUUAAGAAAUCGUCAAAAGUUGUAGCAGAACCGAAACAAGACUUGCCGAAAAAGGUGGAAGUAGUCACACAGAGUGCGCCAAAGGCUGAGCCUAAAAAAACAAAAUCGAAAGCCGCAUUCGAUGUACAUGACGAGUGGUCCGAACCUUUGAAGGAAGGCGAAACGGAAUUUUUCAUUCCGUCGAGGAAAACUAAACUAAAGGAAGCCAACAAACAGAUCAGCGAGGAAUCUUCAUCCCCUUCCCCCAGUAAAUUGAAACAGUCCCUCGUGAAGAAUCCUUUUGCCACCCCGAAAAAUUCAUCCAAAUUGAAAAGGUCAUUGGCAACACCGCAAACAGACGGCCCUUCUGAGAAGAAACGUGUUAAAAUUGCGCUGAACAAAAAUAUCUUCCAGGAUCUGCAUCAGCACAUCCAGCAGGUGAAAAGUUCGCCCAAGGUGCCGUACGAUUCCAGCAAGAAACCGUCGAAGGGAGCCUUGAAACCGAAUCUGAUGCCGAGCCCGAUCAAUCCGUUCUACCGGAAGAAGAUUGGAUUAAAACUGAACGAUACGCUGUAAGCCAGGUGAAGGCAGAAGGCGUAAGUACCUUUGUCAUACCUACACACAUACUUGCAAAGUUCAAUGUACAGUUUUCGCAUAUUUGUUCGUAGUUUAUGGGAGGACAUAAAUUUAAGAUUUUCGAUAGAGA